Molecule: messenger RNA, 5852 nt
Organism: Strongylocentrotus purpuratus (purple sea urchin)
Lineage: Eukaryota; Metazoa; Echinodermata; Echinoidea; Camarodonta; Strongylocentrotidae
Product: dentin sialophosphoprotein
Exons: 14
Coding region: 42-4316 (1424 amino acids)
Source: RefSeq, a predicted model, not a curated record
AAUCACAUUCGCUCCCUAAGAGUUCAAUCAUCCUUUGCUGGAUGCAGAGAGAAGGCAUCAUGCCACUGGACCGGAGGCGGAGAGCCAUACACUAUGUGGAGGAACUUGCAGAUGAAUUGUUCAAAGGAAAACAUGGAGUGGUGGUUUCUGCAAAGGAUCUAAAAUGUCAUUUCAAGAGGUCCAUAUAUUCGAUGACUCAAGGAAAAUUAAGGAGAGAGUUGUGUAAAUACAGUCCUUUGUACUGUAAGAGAUUCAAACGAUGCAUUAAUCUGAAGCAAAGGUUGGCUGCUUCUCAAGAAACGAGCAUCGGUCAUGAUGGACGAGCUUUUCGGAACUCUGAAGAUGCUCCUACUGUACCAGCUGACCAACGAUCCUCUGGGAUGGAAGAUGGAAAACAAGGACAAGGUAAAGCUAGAGGGAUGAUUCCUUUGCUGCCAGUACAACCCAAGGAGAGGCCAUGCUAUUCCAAGGAAAUAAAAGAAGUGAUACAACCCAAAGAUGAUCAGUUUAACAGAGCUUGUUCUCGCAAGGAGCUGUCUGUAUCUAGUCAUUCAUCAGAAUCGUUUCAUUCUCGGAAGAAACCUGAUUCGACAAAGUUGAAGGAUACCUGUGUUAGAAAUUCAAAGAAUGUGAAUGAGCUGAGUAGAGAGUUAACCGUCUUGUAUCAUCAAUGUGACAAUGCCUCCCUAACCAAGAGGAUGAACCAUGCUGUAAGGCUUUUCUCUCUAGAAGUGGCUGAUACUGUCAAGUCAAAGAACGCUACAAGAGCUUCUGAUGUUCAAAGCCGCUUGCAUAGUGUGAUGUUGUAUUUCCACUUCAAGUGUGACAUUUUACAUACUGAUAAAAAGAAGGUACCCUUAUGUAAGGAAUCUGCCUACAAACGGCUUAUGACUUCUAUGUUAUCUCUUUACUCCAGUCUUGAUAUGCUCAUUACAAGGUCUGAUUCGGGAAGAAGUCCUCGCUUGGCUCAGCAUACCCUGUUCAAGGCUUGUCUUUUGCUGAACAAUAAGGAGCUCCUGAUGGAUGUUAUACUUCAGCUUUCAGUGAAACCAGAACCUAUCGAUGCUCCCUAUCUCUAUCCUACACUCAUGCAUGUGUUGAAACAUCCUCCAUACCCAUUCACCCCUCCUUCGUACAUCAAACAUAUCCUUGUAUGUCGGUUGGCCAGAUACAUCUUACCGCAGUACCUGUAUCCAGAAAUAACAGAACAACUUAAGUCCAGCCUGAGUCUCAUGCCUCCUCAUGGCCUAACUACCUGGUUAGCUGACCACUGCCCUCAUCUGACCUCUGAACUAUCGACAUAUGCUAACGAUCAUAAGAUGACCAGUUAUUUCCUCCAGAUAGCCUCCUUUGACCUCUGCAAUGAACUUCAACAGACUUUGUAUGGCCGACCAGGAUCAGUUAGUCUGGAAAGAGGAGUGGAUGAUGUAGCAGGGAGUGCUGACUUCAGUGGUGUAAUCGAUACAGCUGGGGAUUCCGCAGCCAUUCUAGAGCCUCAUGAGGUCGAUGUGGAAGAAGUGUCGGGAAAUCACUCCAAAAAGAGCAGCUUCUGUAGCGUUCAUCAAGAUGAUAGCACAGACUCGAGCAAGCCAACUGAACGGUCUGUGUAUGAAAUCUGCGAAGAUGUAACUGAUCACGCCCAGUCAGAGAAUGCAAUGUCAUUGAAUGAACCAUGUCAAAUGGAUACGAUUUCAGAUAUAUCAGAUGUUAGGAAGAAAGCAAGGAAGAACUCUAAAACAAAAGCCAAGACAGUAAAGGCACUACCUCAGGCAGGUGAUGAAGGAGAACGUGUGGAAGAAGUCUUGGUACUUUCUCAAGAAAACGAGUUGAGUGAUAAAGGAUUCAAUGGUACCACUUCACAUGUGCCAGUUGUCAGCAAGAAAGCAAAGAAGUCUAAAAAGAAAGACAAAAAGAAAGAUUCCUCUCCAGACACUAAAAAGAAGGCCAAGGCAGUAAGCACUCUACCUCAGACAAGUAAUGAAAGAAAAGGAGGAGAAGAAGUUUUGGUCAUUGUUCAAGAAAAUGAGUCGGAUGAGAAACACUUUGAAAGUACCUCUUCGGAUGAACCAGUUGUGAGCAAGAAGGCAGAGAGGAAGUCUAAAAAGAAGUCCAAGACACCCAAGACACUUCCCAGGGCAGGAAAGCUAGAAGAAUUUGCAGAAGAAGUCUCUGUAACUGUGCAAGAGAACGGGUGUGAAGAGAAACAGUUGGAAUGUAGAGGAAUGGAUACUAGCACAGAUUCGAGUUUGAUCAAACGUUGUGAGCAGGAUUUACUGCGAGUCGAUGUCACUAUUAUCCCUCCAAGCUUAAACAAGAAUGAGAAGAAACAGAGAGCUGACUGCCAUACAUCUGUAAAUAAGAACAGUGAAUGUCCAACAAUCAACGAACCUGCAGAAGACUGUGUCGUUGUCUCUGACUCUUGCAGUGAGGAGACGGCCAGUGUUGAUAUCAUAUAUGAGACGGACACCGAACGUUCAGAUCAUCUCCAACAAAGGAUGGCUCUGAGAAAGGCCAGACAUUUUAAAAAUUUGCUUCCUUCUGCUGAUUCAUCUAAAUCAGUCACAGGAUCUAACAGUUCUUGUGUCAUGACAAGAAGCAGGUACAGGAAAUCUAUGUCUGAUGCUAGCACUGUGCAAUUAUCAAGGGAAAAACCACAAGGAAAGCAUGAGAGCACGGCAAAGAGAACUUGUGGUUUUCGAGCAGUAUCGCCAGUCUUUGAAGGGAUAAAAGUUAGGCUUGAUCACAUUGACCGAAACAGAGGUUCUAUUGGCGUAGCAGAGGAAGUAGAGACUGGAAAAGAAAAAUCUCCUGCCCUCACAGAAGCUACCCAAAUGAGAAGAUCACCAAAUAGGCUAGAUCCCUUAAAAAAGUGGGACAGCAAGAGAUAUCUAAUGAGAGAGGAAGUGAUAAAGGCUCCAAAGUCUACGGUUUCAAUAGAUUCUGCAAAAGAUGGUUUGGAUACAAGUAUUGAAGCACAUGUAGAUUUAAGCCCUAGAAGCCCACCAAGAGUGUUGAAUCACAGAAAGAAAUCUGAAAGUACAAGCUCACCAAAGAAAUUCAUGGGAGAACACAUAGUAGACUGUCAACCUUCUGUUAUGUCUGUGGAUUCUGCAGAAAACGGUUUGUAUGCAAGUGCUGGAGCAGUGUCAAGACCGAGAAGAUCACCUAGGAAACACAAUUACCAAGAUGAGUCAGAGGAUGUUGUCAAGGAAGAUCUGUCAGCUGAUAGACACAAAUCAGUAAUCUCUAGCCCUGCCAAAGGGGUUCAAAGGUCAGGUACUGAAGAUCUGACACGCCUCAGAAGGUCACCAAGAAAAGGCAAUUCGAAAGACAAUCUAGAAUCAAGGAUCAAAGAAUUCAUGACAGAUCAAUCAGUUGAUCCAUACGAGUUCAUUGAUUCUUCACAUUCUGCAGUAGAUUAUUCAAAGAAAAGCCCAACGUUUGCUUCAAGUCUUCAGAGAUCUAGGAGGGGAGAUCUUAAAGACAAAUUACAGUCUUCUGCAGAUCAAGCAUUUCCAGAGAGUAGAUCUUCCUGUAGAGAAAAAAUAAGACAGCCAGUGAGAAGUGUAGCACAAGGAUGUCAUUCUUUUAAAAGGGAUGUUGAUCAAGGAGUCACAACAAGACAGCAAGGACAAUUUGUGUCGACUAAAAAUGAUUCUUCCUUUGUUGGUCUUAAGGCACAGACAGCUUCUUCAGGGAAGUGUCCACCUUCAUCUGAGUCUUCCCUUUCUCAGUUCAGGUCACUCAGAAAAAGAUCCUUCUCUGAUAGCUUAGUUGACCAAUCUUCUUCCUCAUCCAAAGUCUUUGCUUCCAUGCCGGGUUUCUCUGCAGAGCAUGCAGUGUUACGGAGCAGAGUUUCCUUGAAGCAGAUUGGCGUUGUUCCUCCAUACACCCAGGAGUGUGACCCCAGACUGCCACAGGGCGGGCCAUCUGAUAGGUCGAUGACUUCAUUGGGUGUUAGAAGUUUAGGCAGCAGAACAGCAGAUGGCAAAGGCAGUCCUAGAAGAUUGAGAGUCAGGACAUCAAUGGAUGGUAGUAAUUCAGUUAGUAAAACAACAGAUGGCAAGGGUCAUCCUCAGAGGUCAGAAGUCAAGAUGUCUUUGGAUGGUAGCAGUUCUGGAAGCAGAACGACAGACAGUAAGGACAAUUCUCAAAGUUCUGGGGUCCCAACAUCAUCAACUGGUGAGAAUUCUAGCAGAAGAACAUCAGACACCAAGGAUAGUCCAAGAAGUUCCAAAGUCAACUUGAGACAAGGAUUUGGACUACGCUCCUCUCCAAGAGUACGCCUCAUAAGAAAAGCUUUGAAGUUUGAGUAAAGGAUCACAGAUUAGCAUGUCAAAUGUACAUGUAUAUGAUGUUAAGAGUAGAAAACGUUUGUUGUUAUGCACUCAUGCAGUCUCAUAUCAUUAACACAUUUUCUCCUUGUCUAAUAAGAUAGGAUUUUUGCAACAGGACUGUUUGGAUUUUUUGUUUGACAAAACCCAUAUGUAGUUUCUUGUAUAGAAACUCAGCAAGAAGAUACUUAUUCUUGCAUAUACCAUACAGAUUUUCACAUGCAUGUCGUUGAAAUACAGCAGUUUUCCCUUUCAUUUCCUCCCACAAUACAAAAGAAAUCAGAGGAACAUUCUCAAUUGUAAAGAAAAAAAAUUGUUUAGUACCUUAUCAGAUUUAUUCAGUUCUGCCUACAAAUAGCUUCAAAAUAUUAGGACGUUGAAAUUUGCAUAACACAAUUUCGUUUUGUAUCUGUGUUUGUUGUGUUUUUGUUAUUCUGUGCAUGUAGGCCAAGUGUGUUUGUUCUUUAUUGGAGGCUCUAUACUACAGUACAAAGUUUCUUUAUGCACAGCAAUUUGUGACAGAUUUUUGUGUCUAGAACUCUAGAUAUUGCUGUUAACUUGCCAGUCAUUCUUUUGAUUAAGUGACUUCAGUUUUUGUAAGGAAAACAAUAUGUUGAUUAUGAAAACCAAAGAAAAAGCUCCUUUAUACAAAUAUAAUAAAGGCAAAAAAUAUUUUGAUUUUUAAAACCAAAGAAAAAAGCUCCUUAAAUACAUGUAUAAUAAAGGAAAAAAACAUUUUGAAUUUGAAAACCAAAGAAAAUGUUCCUAUUGAAAAUACAUGUGUUAUAAGCCCUGAAUAAUGAAUCCACCCACUCACUAACCAAAAAUGCACUGUGGGUACAGUUUUCAUCCAAAACUUUUGCAGAAACCUCGCAGUACUUUGGAAACUCAGUUCUAGAUUUUUUUUUAAGUAACCAUAGUAUGCCUUCCUUGGACAUUUCAAAGGGUGAUCAUGAAAAAGAAAGUUUCGAUGUAAGGAAAUAAAAAAAAUUUCCACUGUUUAGUUUAGUUGAUGUAACUGUUGCAUUUUUAAUUAUAUAUUUUGAUGUGCAAUUGGUGAACAGUUUGGAGAACAAAAAUUCUUAAUCAAAACAAACAAAAAUGAUUAAACUGUGCUGUACCGGUAAUUGGUUGUGUGCUUCAUUCAGUAUUUUUCAAAUUUACAUAUACAUGUAAAUUGCAGAUUGUUAUUUAAAGUUUUUAUUGAAGGUAUUUUAGUACAUCUACUUUUUUGGUUGGUUAUAUUUGUAUAUAUACCUUUCUUUAAGUACUUGGAUUUUUGUACAUUUAGUUUGUUUCAAAAAGUUGACGAUGUGUCUGAAAUUGAGGGGUCAGUGACACAUAGACGUAACUCCAUUGGCCAUUUUGAGAAACAGUGGUUUAUGUGUCACUGAGCACUUGGUUCUUAAGGAGUUACGUCUAUGUUUCACGAGCCAUGACUUCAAAGGGGUGUUGGGUGGAAUUCAGUCUUUGUGUUUCCUGGAAAGCCCACAUUUUUCUGAACAUUUUGAUAUCAAA